Molecule: messenger RNA, 2000 nt
Organism: Danaus plexippus (monarch butterfly)
Lineage: Eukaryota; Metazoa; Arthropoda; Insecta; Lepidoptera; Nymphalidae
Gene: Herp
Product: homocysteine-responsive endoplasmic reticulum-resident ubiquitin-like domain member 2 protein
Exons: 4
Coding region: 210-1172 (320 amino acids)
Biological process (GO): endoplasmic reticulum unfolded protein response
Molecular function (GO): protein binding
Source: RefSeq, a predicted model, not a curated record
AGUGUGUGGGUGAUUAUUAUUUUACAAAGUAUUUAUUUAUGUACGUCUAAACGGAUUUUAACUCGCUGUCCAACGCAAGACUUGUUAAAUAAUUUAUAUUAAAUCUCUUGUUGACAUUACAUCAUUCAAUUUCUCUGGUGAUAUUAGUUUUUACUGUGAUUCUUAUGUGGAUUGGUUUUAUUAUCUAAUAGUGCUCAAAAAUAGCAACUAUGCUACCCGAUAACGUUACAUUGAUUGUGAAGGCUCCUAAUCAGCAAAUAGAAGAUCAAAACGUCGAGUGCCAGACUUCUUGGACUGUUAGACAAUUGAAGGGGCAUUUAUCCGAAGUAUACCCAAGCAAACCGAGAGCGGACGACCAGAAGAUUAUCUACUCGGGUCAAUUAUUAGACGACAACAGCGUCUUGAAGGACGUUCUAAGAAAAUAUGAGAGUGAGAUAACUCAUACUAUGCACCUAGUCUGCUCGAACAAGAGAAUGGAGACAGAGGAGAUCAACUCGGAAUUACGCCAGAGGAACGUACCGGCGGCGCAGCCAACAAAUCAACCGGAAACGGUAUCCAGACCGGAAACAAGACAGAACGAUCAGAACCACAGCGUCGAAAUGCAGAACUAUCUCAGCUCGUACAUGAACAACUACGGUAGGGUGCCGCCGUAUCCUAAUUAUAAUUUCGGUGACGGCUACCUCCCGGUCCCAAACGACCCGGCCUCGAUGGCCAACCACAUCAUGAUGAUGCAACAGGCGUACGUGCAAUACAUGCAACAGUACGCUAACAUGACUCGUGCGGCGACGCCUCCUCCGCCGCCAGCGCCGGUGGCUGAGCCCCCGCCGGCGCCGGAGCCCGAGCAGCAACAUGACUGGCUGGACCAUUUGUACGCAGCAUCUCGGGUGGGGAUCCUACUGUCAUUGUUCUGGCUGUACGGCAGUCCUACAAGGCUGCUCGUGGUCAUACUGUGCCUCGGACUGUUUUAUUACUUCCGUCAAAUUGGAUUUUUCCGCGACCUUCAAGUGAACGAGAGACGCAACGAGCCGCGUCAACAGAACAACGAUAACCAAGCAACGCAUAAUGAGAAUAACGGAAAUAACCGUAAUAACGAUAACCAGCAAUCGUUGCUAGCUGUCACAUGGAUGAUAGUGACGUCAUUCUUCACAAGCUUAGUUCCGGACACAAAUUGAUUUAUUAUCUGUGGUCAUGAUUGGCGUUUUAACAUUAUCUUUGUACAGUUUAGUUGUAUUAAGGUUAUUUAAAUUGUCUAUGCAUACAUAGACAAUCGUUUUAAAUUGAAGAGGUGGUUUUUUUAAUGGUAUUCGCAGUGAUAUUCCCAUAUAGAUAAAGCGAUGUUUAGGCGAUGUAAGUGAAAAUGUCCCGUUGAUAGAAAAAAGCCUGUAUUUUUAUGUGCUUAGUACAGUCUUUUCAAUCGCAAGUCUAUAUAGAUACUGUCAUAUAGGAAGAUUUAGGAAUGAAAAACCGAGACUAUUUUUAAUAAAGUUAGGCAAGUAAGGAAACCUUUUCUCUAUGGACGGGAUAUUUUUGCUUUUUGCUUUACCUGUGGACUCACCAGUGAACUUAAAUGUCGAUGUAUUAAAUUUUUCUGUUGUUUCUAUGAAUUAAAUACAUUGUACAUGCCAUGUAAAAUUAUUAGGCUAUUAAUAUUGUAGAUAAAUCAUUCUGAAGUUGGUAUAGCUUAAGUUCUCAUUGUGGAUUCAAUACCAAAUACUAAACGUAACUUUAAUGAACAUUAUAACAUUUUUUUAAUGCGAUGUAAUCUGUGGCAUUUCAUUUUGAAUGCAGUUAUGACUAACUAGUUUCCAUAUUUGAAUAUUUGUCACUAGUUUCAGUUAGCUUUUUUAAUAUGUAUUUUAUGAACUCACCAGCAUUACAAAGAUCGUGCAUUUUUAAUAUAAGGUUAUUUAUAUUUCUUAUUCUGGUUAGCUUAAAUGAAAUCAUUUACUGUGAUAAGAUUCGUUUUGUUCCAAUUAUAGUGAAUAAAAAUAUUAAAAUUU